Molecule: messenger RNA, 902 nt
Organism: Drosophila bipectinata
Lineage: Eukaryota; Metazoa; Arthropoda; Insecta; Diptera; Drosophilidae
Source: RefSeq, a predicted model, not a curated record
UCGAGGGACAUUUGAAUCAUAAAAUAAAAUAAUAUAAAUACUCAUUUACUUUUCCGUCACAUUUGAGAUAGUGUCAGUUUCAGGUAUAUAGUACAUAUAUCAACUACAUUCCGCCUCGUAGUCAGCUUCAGUUGCUUUGCUAAAUUUGAAACAUUUUCUCAAAAUGGCGCCUGAUUUAAUAGAUCGUAUUUUGAAAUUAAAACAAUUACUAUCCAACGACAACGAAGAACAGCCAUCCAGUGAUGCCAUCAAACAAUUCAACGAAACAUCAAUAUUUUCACAAAAUAAGAGGUGCAUGGGGGAGACCCUUUUAUUGAUCAGGCGCAUGUCCGAAAAGUACGGGGGAUCCCAGGAUAAUGCUGAUUCGGAAAAGAAUAAGAAUUCCGAUGUGUUGAACAAAUGUUCAGGGAUAAUGAAGCAACUUCAUAUGAUUCAUCCGUGGGAGGAAGGCGAUGAAAUUACCCAACAUGUACAACAAACCUAUCAGAUGCAGCUUAGUUCGGUUCUUGAUGAGCUGGAGAAAAUGGUCGAAAAUCCGCCGGAGAACCCUAACCCUCAGCCAUCACAUCCCAACCUAUCCCCUGAUGAGUUGGCCAGUCUUAAGAAAAUAUUGUUAAAGAAAAAUGCAAUUCGGCAACUGCUGGAAGUGUCUAACAAGCUAUUGCUUUUGAGGGAGGCUCUUGAGGACGAAAAGGACAUGUCGGCCCAAAAAGAAGAGCAAGAGGUUCUGGCACAUGACCCUACGAAUUGUCCCGACGAUACCAAACGUGAAUUGGAAUCAGACAACGAGGAUAAGGGAAGUCCCAGAAGUCCCAGGAGCGUGUCCUCAAAUGUGAAGCGUAUUUAUAAAAAUUUACUUUAAAGUAUUGUUAAAAUCUUAAAUCUUGAAGUUAGAAAGAAAA